AUGUCGACGACACCCGAUGGCAACUGGCCGGCCGCAACCCGCGGGCAUCGCCCCGCCCGCAGAGGGCGACCGACAUUCUUGACACGUACCGCCACCGAUGAGGCAGCUCAGCUUCUGCGCCGAAGCUCGGACCCAUCUUUGCCAGUAUAUGCUGAUCAACCACAAGUUCGAAACACGCAGGAAGCAGAGAUCCUCAGUGGCCAGCAGACGCCGCCUGCAGACUUAAGCAUCUCGAGGCAAGGGUUUGCCAAGCAGGUGGUCAAUUUACUUACUGAUGGGUCUGGCGACCACAGUCGACCACCAACCGCACUGGCCGAAACAAGUGAGGAUGGCAGAACACACACUGUCCCUCUCAACCAAGACUUCUUGAUUCAUGGAGGAAGCGAAACUGACGAACAAAAGACCAAGUCGGAGGUCCCGCCGCCGCCUGUUCGAAGUCCACAGAAGCUAGACACAUUUUCUGGCGUAUUUGUACCUGUCAGCUUGAAUGUGCUUAGCAUUCUCAUGUUCAUCCGUUUCGGCUUCGUACUUGGUCAAAGUGGCUUGGUCGGUAUAUUAGGCAUGCUGGUGGCAGCAUACGUGAUCAACCUCGUUACAACAAUGUCCAUCUCAGCGGUAGCUUCAAAUGGAGUGGUGCGAGGGGGUGGUGCGUAUUAUUUGAUCUCGAGGUCUCUUGGUCCAGAGUUCGGGGGUGCAAUUGGAAUCAUAUCAUACAUGGGCUACGUUUUCAACACUGGCCUGAACGCAGCCGGCCUGGUUGAUUGUCUGAUGUACAAUUUUGGAUCCAAGUCUGGAAAUUGGGCGAAUACACUACCUGAAGGCGGCUGGUGGCAGUACCUGUGGAGCAGCAUCGUGGUUGUGGUGUGUGUGCUUAUAUGCUUAGCAGGCAGUUCCUUGUUCGCCCGCGUCAGCAACGGUCUACUUCUAGUCCUUCUUGUUGCCACUUUCAGCAUACCCUUGUCGGCUCUUGUGCGGACCCCUUUCGAGGACACCAAGCAGUACGUCAACUUCACAGGCCUCAGUGUGGAAACGUUGCGCGACAACCUAUUGCCACACUUCACGAAGGGCGCUGCAGGCAGCCGAAUCAAGGGUCAUGAAAAUUUCCAGGAUCUCUUUGGCAUCCUGUUCCCAGCAACCUGUGGUAUUCUGGCCGGUGCCAGCAUGUCUGGCGACCUCCAGAACCCAAGCAGAUCGAUUCCUCGAGGUACGCUCGGCGGUAUGGGUCUUACGUUCUUCGCCUAUAGCUUGGUUAUCGUUUCUCUAGCCGCAAGCAUCACCCGAGAAAGCUUCUACCGCAAUGUCAACGUUGUCCAGGACACCAACAUCUCUGGUAUCCUUAUCCUGGCUGGCGAACUCGCUUCAACGUUCUUCUCAACGUUGAUGGGCAUUAUAGGCCCCGCAAAUCAGCUACAAGCGAUUGCGCGAGACCAGAUAAUCCCCGGCGUUUCACUAUUGGGGUCAGGGACCUCUCGCUCUGACGACCCGUUGAUGGCUAUCUUCGUCACGCUCGUCGUAGCACAAUUAGUGCUCUUACUCGACAUCAACCAGAUCGCGUCACUGAUCACCAUGGCCUACCUUAUGACUUUCUUUGCAUUGAACGUGGCAACGUUUCUCCUCAAGAUUGGAUCUGCGCCGAAUUUCCGACCGUCAUUUCAAUACUUCAACUGGGGAACAGCAGCACUCGGGGCAGUGCUCAGUGUUGUCAGCAUGUUUUUCGUGGACGGUCUUUCUGCAUCUGGUUCAAUAUGCAUUCUUCUGCUGCUGAUUGCCAUAAUACACUAUACGACACCACCAAAACCGUGGGGCUCCAUCUCCGAGGUCCUGAUCUACCACCAAGUUCGAAAGUAUCUACUACGGUUAAAGACGGAGCAUGUGAAGUUCUGGCGACCACAAAUCUUACUAUUCGUGAAUGAUCCGCGACGAGGAUACAAACUUAUCCAGUUUUGCAACUCGCUGAAAAAGGGUGGCCUAUACAUUCUGGGCCAUGUCAUUGUCACGCAGAAUUUUGCCUCAUCCGUUCCCGAGGCACGGAAACAGCAGGCCGCAUGGACUAAGUACAUUGAUUUCUCUCACAUCAAGGCUUUUGUCAAUGUAGCUAUAUCGCCAUCAAUCGAGUGGGGUGCGCGAAAUAUCCUGCUCUCUGCAGGACUGGGCAGCAUGCGUCCAAACCUUGUCAUCUUCGGUGCAUACAAUCUACAGCAAUUCCGCAGCGAGCAACCUCUUGUCGACGUACCGAGCCCGCCUCCCGAACGCAAGCACGAGGCCAAGGGUCCACGACGGCGUAGGAGCGCCGGUCAGCCACCUGGAGAGCUGCCAACCGAUGUUUGUGUGAUAGAAAAACGCACAGACGUGCAGAGCUAUGUGAUGGUGUUGGAAGACAUGAUUCUCAGUCUUCGAACAAAUCUAGCCAUCGCAGCUGGCUUCAGCGACCUAGAGUUACCAAACGCCAAGGAUGGGAACACAAAGAAGUACAUCGAUCUUUGGCCCAUUCAAAUGUCGGCUGAGAUUGCGGAGGAGACCCAAAAUGUGAAGACAACCAAUUUCGACACUUAUACCCUCAUACUACAGCUUGGUUGUAUUCUCAACACCGUCCCAUCUUGGAAAAGAUCUUACAGCCUUCGAGUGGCCGUUUUCGUCGAGUAUGAGUCCGAUCUGGAAGAAGAGCGGAUUCGAGUCGCCUCCCUGCUUGAAAAUCUUCGUAUCAACGCAGAGAUACAAGUAUUCUGUCUUGCCUCUGGCGCAAUCAAAUCAUACGAGUAUAUUGUCAAUGGUAAUGACGCCGAUUCAGAGACGGAAGGCCAAGUGGACAAAGUACUGGAAGAUGAACUCUGGUGGAAAGAGCUGAACCAAGUGCGCGGUAAGGUAAAGAGUGGGGACAUCUCGGCAGCAGACGCUUUGUCUCUGGCGGACGAGGUGCAGUGGGGUAGCCCUGGCCCUCGAGGUAGCCGUGAUGCCUCGAUUGUACGAAUGGAAGGGCUCAGAAGAAUCUUACUCCGACCGCGAAAGCGCUCGUCAUUCGGCAACUUGUCCAAUGCCGGCGUCAGUCUGAGCAUGCGCACAUCGCGAAUAGACGACGAUAUGCUGAGCAGGCACGCAUCGCACCCCAGCGACUCAGAGUGGUCCGAUCCGGACGACGAUGCAGACGACGACGAGUACGAACCAUAUCAGGACGAAGAGACCGAAGACGAAGUAGAAGGCACAUCAACUGCCUCCACAUCGCAAAAAUCGCCCUCAGCAAAGUCAAAGUCGAAACAUUCGUCCAAGAAGAGCAGUCGAGCCAGCUCGCGCAAGUCCGCACGCAAGCACAAGCGCGACGUCAGCGGCGACUAUGCUGCCAACAACACCGAAGACACCCAACAACUCAUCCAAUUCGAUGAAGACGUCCUCCAACCAAACAACAAGCGCCGCGGCCGGGGCGGCAAGCAUUCGCGCCGCGCAUCUCCUGACUCAACCUCGCCACGCACGCGCCCUCAAACCCCCGAGGCAUCAGAGCAAACACCCGACGACGGCGUGGACGCAAACCCCGUCGGCCCCUCCAUCCAAUUCGUAGACCAACCGCACCCCAAGCGGCGGCAGGCGUCCGCCCAACAGCAACCCGCAACCGGCGGCAUCUCCAUCUACCAACGACUCAGCGACCCCUCUCCCUCCCGCCACACCGCCGCCUCCUCGCUAGCCAGCGGCUUCCCCGCGACGGGCGCGAUUCCACUCUCCUUCAACACGCUGCCGGCGCGCGCACAGCACCUGAUCCUCAACGAGCUCAUGGCGCAGAACAGCGAGGACACGGCCGUGAUACUGACGACUUUGCCGGCGCCCAGUGAAGGCACCUUCAAGAGCGAGGGCGACAGUCUGGGCUACGUGAGUAAUCUGGAGGUGCUGUAUGGGGGGCUGCCGCCGACGCUGUUGGUGCAUAGCAAUAGUAUGACUGUUACGACGAAUUUGUGA
Cyphellophora europaea CBS 101466 is the source of this 3942-nucleotide messenger RNA. RefSeq lists its product as uncharacterized. The coding region runs from base 1 to 3942 and encodes 1313 amino acids. Gene Ontology annotation, molecular function: potassium:chloride symporter activity. Gene Ontology annotation, biological process: chloride ion homeostasis; cell volume homeostasis; potassium ion homeostasis. Gene Ontology annotation, cellular component: membrane. Lineage: Eukaryota; Fungi; Ascomycota; Eurotiomycetes; Chaetothyriales; Cyphellophoraceae. The record is from RefSeq and is a predicted model, not a curated record. The transcript has a single exon.